AUUCUGGAUGGCCAAAUAUUAUAUUUAUUAUGGUGCAAAAUAUGAAUAUUACCUGUGUGUGUACCACGCCCAAAGUCUGAACUAUUUACAUCGAUUUAUUUGUAUUCAUCAUGUCCGAUAAUCAAGAUGAUGAUAAUAAUGAACAACAACAACAACAACAACAGCGACGACGACAACAAAGUUUGGAAAAACAAGAAAGUUAUGAAGAUAGUGGCGGUGGUGGACAUGGUCGUAAAGAUUCAAUAAGUUCACAGACACGUUCACAUACACCUCCCAGCCAUUCACCUGGUGGUGAAGUGAUUCUUAAAUCGAAAGGAAAAUCUUCCGGUUCUCGUAGAGGAUCGACUACAUUUCUUACCAGUGAUGACAAUAUUAUUAUGGCAUUUGGUUCUGGUCGUCGAUUAUCAUCAUUCUGUACAACAUCAUCAUAUGAAGAUACGGCUGUAUCGAUUGGUGAUGAACCAUUUACCGAGGAAGAAAUAUCCGAAACAAUACGUGCACAUAAACAGAUUAUUGCUACGAUGAAACAUCAGAAUUGGCCAAUGUAUCGUAAAUUAAAGAUAUUGAAUCGUGCAAAACAUUAUAUUAAAAAGCAUGAAGGUGAAUUGAAACAAUCAAAACAAGCAAAAGAUUUGGUUGCCAAAUGGAAAGUCUACAUGGAAAGGAGCAUCAAUCGUAUAAAACGUGAAUUGGCCAAUUUGAUUGUGGUCAUUACGCCUUGGGAAAUGCGAAUCAAAAAAAUUGAAAGCCAUUUUGGUUCAGGCGUUGCAUCGUAUUUUAUAUUUUUACGUUGGGUAUUCUGGGUGAAUAUCUUUAUCAGUGUAUUCAUUUGCUGUUUCCUAAUGGUACCGGAGGUUUUACGUGGUGAUCCAGAUCCGACCGGCAUGCGAAAAGAGGUUGAAGAUGCUGAAGAAUCGCUUAAAUUACAGGCCAUCUGGGAUUUUGAGGGAUAUUUGAAAUAUUCACCCAUAUUCUAUGGUUAUUAUAGUAAAACUGAAAUGACUAGUGAAGGUUAUCGAUUACCAUUGGCAUAUUUUCUUACAACAUUCUGUCUUUAUAUGUUUAGCUUUUUCUGUAUUCUACGCAAAAUGGCACAAAAUUCUCGUAUGAGUCGUGUAGCAAGCAAAGAUGAUGAAUUUACAUUCUGUUGGAAAGUGUUUACCGGUUGGGAUUAUAUGAUUGGUAAUAGUGAAACGGCUUAUAAUAAAGUUGCAUCAUUGGUCAUGAGUCUAAAAGAAUCGAUUCUCGAGGAAAAGGAACGAAAAAAAGAGGAAAGAAAUUGGAAAUUAUUCGCUAUACGUAUAUUUACAAAUAUUUUGGUACUGUCAUUAUUAGCAUCAUCGGCUUAUGGUGUCGUAUUGGUGGUGGAUAGAUCACAGGAACCGAUUGAAAAUCCAUCAUGGAUACGUGCAAAUGAAGUGACAUUAGUAUUUGCCGGUAUCGGUAUCGUAUUUCCCAAUAUAUUUGAUUGGAUUGGCAAUAUGGAACAAUUUCAUCCUCGUAUUGCAUUACGAUGGCAACUUGGAAGAAUUUUGAUUCUAAAUUUUUUAAACAUGUAUACAUUAAUGUUGUCAUUAUUCGGUAAAGUCGAUUCAAUGACAACACAAUUAUUGGAAAUCAAAGCAAAUAUAACGAUGCAAAAAUCACAAUUUGAUACGAUUGCCAUAACAACGAUGGCCACUUAUUAUCGAAUCAAACGUGAUGGUCGUGCUGAAUAUGAAGAUUAUGAUGACAAUUACAAUGAUGACGAUAUGAUCACUAAUGCACCAUCGAUCAUUUAUGAUCCAUAUGAGAUACAAUCCCGUAAGAAGCCGGAUUUUUCCAUCGAAGGCCGCUAUCAUUUCAAUACUGAUCCCGAAAUUGAAGGCGAUGAAUGGCAUACAACAACCGAUAGAAGUGUUUGGCAUUUGGAAACCACAACACCGAUUACAAUGAUGACAGCGGCUGAAACUUUUGUGACGGAUGACCAACAUAGGAUUCAACAAACAUCUCAAUCAUCAUCUAGUUCUAAACAUUCGACAACAGCCGCUGGAGCUACAUCAUUGAAAUCGAUGGCUUCAACAACCACAAAAUUCAAUGAUUCAUCAUCAUCGCCGUCACGAACAACUCAAGCGAUAACAUUAUCAAUGACAACCGGAUCAACACCACCACCGUUACAUCUGAGUGGCAAUAGUUUUGGCCGUAAAAAAAUAAGAAAACCAUAUAAAUUAGGACAUCCAACAAUGACAACAACAACGGAAAUGAUUACCGAACAAGUGUUUACCAUUAUACCGGCUGAUAUGGUAAAUUCUUGCCAAAAUAAUACCGAAUAUAUUAUCACCGAUGAAGAUCUUAUUAAUCUGAAUGAAACAGAAAAAGAUCGAUUACGAAAAUUAUGUUGGGAAACAAUGUUUGGACAAGAAUUGGUUAAAUUGACUGUUAUGGAUUUUGUAUUGACCGUCAUCUCAACAUUGAUCAGUGAUUUUUUACGUGCAUUAAUCGUACGUUAUUGUAAUGGUUGUACAUGCAUUUGUUGGGAUUUGGAGAAAGGUUUUCCCGGUUAUGGGGAUUUCAAAAUUGCCGAAAAUAUUCUACAUUUAGUCAAUAAUCAAGGCGUUAUUUGGUUGGGAAUGUUUUUUUCGCCUGGAUUACCGGCAAUUAAUUCGGUUAAACUUUGUCUUCUUAUGUAUGUACGAUCAUGGGCGGUGUUAACCUGUAAUAUACCACAUGAAACCGUAUUCAAAGCAUCGAGAAAUAAUAAUUUCUAUUUCAUGUUAUUAUUGCUCAUGCUAUUCCUUUGUACAUUACCGGUUAGUUAUGCUGUCGUUUGGCUAGAACCAUCAUGGCAUUGUGGUCCAUUCAGUGGCUAUACACGUAUCUAUAAAAUUCUAAGCACUUAUAUUGAAUCCAAAUUACCAAAAACAUUGAACAAAAUACUUGAUUAUCUUACAUCACCAGGUGCUGUAUUGCCCACCAUUCUAUUGUUGGUAUUAUUCAUUUAUUAUCUACUAUCAUCGGUAUCUGCGUUGAAAGAUGCAAAUAAAGAUUUAAAAUCACAAAUACGUAAAGAAAAAGAUGUAUCAGAAACGGGACCAAAUCCACCAGAAAUGGUUAUUACAACCGAUGGUGCUGGUGCUGCCGGUGCAAGUAAACAUGUUCGAAUACAGGAAGAUGAUCAACAACAACAACAACAACAACAACAACAAUCGAAAAAUUUGACCAAUACAACUAUGGCCUCAAAUCUUUUGCUGGACAGUUUAGAUACGACCAGUGAUAUUUGAAAUACGAAAAUUAAUGGGAAAACAAAAACUGUCAAUAACAAAUAAUAACAAUUCUAAUGAUGAUGGUUGAAUCAAUCAAUCGAUUUUUACCCGAAAACAAAAAUUUUUAGAACCAAGUUUUUCUUGUUAUCCUCACCUCAAAAUUUCGAACUGGGAUCCCAUACAAAAUGCCAUUGCCUUUCUGGUUUUCGAUUGAUAAUGGCUUCAUUUUUUUCGAUUCUCAUGCAUUCUUGAAUUCAGACGAAUAAAAAUCAAUAACCCCAACUGCUAAGAAUUUAAUCCAGUUCAGAGCUUGUGUGUGUGUGUGUGUAUGUUUUUUUUUCAUUGAUGCAAUACAAACCCACAUUCACAUUAUUUUGUCAAUCCUUAAUCAUUUAACACUGCAUGUUGUAUUUUGUGUUUUAUUUUGAUAUUUCAAACAAACAAAAAAAUUUCCUUUUUGCGUUAUCUGGAUUGAUUCAUUGUGUUCCAUUUGGAACCGUUCAUAUAUCUAUUGUGUGUGUGUGUGUAUGUGUUUACUUUUUUUCACUCAUUCUAAAUGUUUUUCAUCGACAAUGUUCAAUGCUGUCAUUAAAAAUCGAAAUUUC
This is a messenger RNA of Dermatophagoides farinae (American house dust mite), 3847 nucleotides long. It is a transcript of the gene Tmc, whose product is annotated as Transmembrane channel-like. The record is from RefSeq and is a predicted model, not a curated record. NCBI's taxonomy places the organism in Eukaryota, Metazoa, Arthropoda, Arachnida, Sarcoptiformes, Pyroglyphidae. Gene Ontology annotation, molecular function: mechanosensitive monoatomic ion channel activity. Gene Ontology annotation, cellular component: plasma membrane.